AGGAAUUACUCCAGGAGAAACUACUGACAUACUAUUGUAAAGAUGGAGAUUAAGGAAGAACCCUGCAGAAUAAAAGAUGAAGAUACAGAGGAACAAAUAGGUUGGUGUUUUCUCUUUAAUCACUGAUGAGGAACAUUAAGAUGAAAACUGACGUUUAACAAUACAUCUAAAACUAGAUACUAGUAGACUCAGUAUUAAACUAUAUUUUGCUAAUUUGGGGCUCCCUGAUUUGUUUCUAAUUUGUCCAUCGUCAAUUGAACCAUGGGAAUUUAAUGUUGAUUUUAGACCCGAUGGAAGUGAAUGAAGACAAACAGCAUCAGAUUCAUAAACCUCAUAAUUUCACAAAUGAAGAUGGAAACGCAGUCGUUUCGAAGAAAAAGAAUUCCACACAAAAAAAAGCUGUAAAAACUGGAGUCAGAGGAUCUUUUACCUGCCUUGAAUGUGGAAAGAGUUUAAAACAUAAAUCAAACCUUAGGAAGCACAUGAAAAUUCAUAUUGGAGAAAAAAAGUUCAUAUGCACUCAGUGUGGAAAGAGCUACAGACAUAAUGGACAUUUAAAUGAGCACAUGAAAGUUCACACUGGAGAAAAACCGUUCACAUGCACUCAGUGUGGAAAGAGUUUCAUUCGCAAAAAAGUUCUCAAAGCGCAUCUGCGCCGUCACUCUGGAGUGAAGUCGUUCAGCUGUGAUCAGUGUGAUAAAACAUUUGUUGUGGAAUCAAACUUGAGACAACACCUUAUAGUUCAUGCUGCUGUGAAGCCUCAUGUUUGUUCUUUUUGUGGAAAGAGUAUUUCACGACUGCAACAUUUAAAAGAGCACGAGAGUACUCAUACUGGUGAGAGACCUUAUAUUUGCUCUGACUGUGGGAAGAGCUUCACUACAUCUAGCAACCUAAAAAGACACCAGAGGAUUCAUACUGGAGAGAAACCGUACAAGUGCUCACACUGUGGACAGAGUUUCAUCCAACUAACUAGUUUACAUUAUCAUAAGAAAAAGCUCUGCACGAAGGUGUCUAAAUGAGCAAAUGAGCAAAAUUACUCACAAAUAAUACACAUACAAGAAAAUAAUUUGACAUUCAGAUUCAGCAAAAGCUGAAAUUUGUUUCCAUAGUGAUUUAAGAGUGUAAUUUGCUAAAAUUUGUAGUGAAGUUUUAUCAUUUGUCAAAGAACAUUUGGCAGGGUCAGUAAUAUUUCAUGUAAAACUAUUGUUGCUGUAAAAUGUGAUUUAUGAAGCGAUGUUUUGUUUCUUUGUAGAGUUUAAUUAUUUUCAUUAAUUGUGCAUGAGCACAAAUAGAAAUGAUACGUUGCAGACAUAUUGAAAAGGCUUUCUUGCGUCUUUUGACGCAUUUAAAGAAAUGCUCUGUACAUUUGGACACUAAGAGAAAUAAAAAUGAGCCUUGAAAUGUGACUUAAUGAAUAAACUUGUUUACAUGAAAUCGAGGGAAACCACAUCAGCUUCACACGUGCAAUCAUGUUAAAAUCACAUUUCAAAUAUGUGAAACGUGGUUUUGCAACAUUCUCAUGGUGAAACCCAAAAUUCAUGUGUUUUUUCUGCAAGGGUAAACAUUGUAUUUAAUAUUGAGCAAGGGUGUACUAAUAAAUAAUACUUUACAUUUGCAGUUGAAAUUUCCACUGUACAGUGUUGUUUACUGAAAGAUACCCUGCUUUCAUUGGUUUACUACACUAGUCAACAUUUGAAGUGGAUCAAAACCUUUCAUCAAAGUUGUCCUAAAACCUUCUUCUUAGGACAACUUUUUUGAUCCACUUCAAAUGUUGAUUACUGUAUAAGACAGUGUCAUUUGCUCAGUCUUUGCUCACAGACAGUGAUCUCUUAUAUUCACUGUAUUAAAGGACUGUUCAUCA
Messenger RNA from Ctenopharyngodon idella (grass carp), 1861 nucleotides. Its product is annotated as gastrula zinc finger protein XlCGF7.1-like. Bases 273 to 1019 code for a protein of 248 amino acids. The record is from RefSeq and is a predicted model, not a curated record. Gene Ontology annotation, biological process: regulation of transcription by RNA polymerase II. Lineage: Eukaryota; Metazoa; Chordata; Actinopteri; Cypriniformes; Xenocyprididae. The transcript is spliced from 2 exons. Gene Ontology annotation, molecular function: RNA polymerase II cis-regulatory region sequence-specific DNA binding; DNA-binding transcription factor activity, RNA polymerase II-specific.